AUGGCUGACGCUCUUAUUGGUGUUACCAUUCAGAUCAUGUUGCAGAAGACACUUUCACUUGCCACAGAUGGCAUUGGAAGGGCUUUUGGGUUCAAGGAGGAGUUGGAGAGCAUGAAGGAAUCUCUUGCCAUGAUUCGAGCAGUGGUAGCUGAUGCAGAGGAAACGCAAGGACACGAUCAGGCUGUGAAUCUGUGGCUGAAGAGGCUUGAAGGAGUGGCUUUUGAUGCUGAUAAUGUGUUGGAUGAGCUCAACUAUGAAUUUAUCAGGAGACAACUGAAGGGAAAGUUGGCUCCUCUUCCUCUCCCUGCUACUAGUCGGGAGACUGACUCUAUCGUUCGUCAAAAUGUUUUUGGAAGGGCCAAUGAUGCAUCCAGAAUGGUGGAGACAUUGUUGAGCUCAUCUGAAAAAGUUGUUUCUGUUGUUCCCAUAACAGGCAUGGGGGGGUUGGGGAAAACAACUUUGGCUCAGUUAGUGUACAAUGAUCCAAAAAUUCGUGGACAUUUUGAUAAAAAGAUGUGGAUUUGUGUGUCUGAGAAUUUCGAAGUUACUAGGCUAUUCAAACUGAUCUUGGAAUCAUUAACAAAGCAGAAAGUUAAAACUCAAAGCAGGGACGUUAUAGCUCAAGAUAUUCGGAAAGAACUAGAAGAAAAGAAAUAUCUUCUUGUGCUUGAUGACAUUUGGGAUGAGAGAUCUCAACUCUAG
Coffea eugenioides is the source of this 702-nucleotide messenger RNA. RefSeq names its product putative disease resistance protein RGA4. Gene Ontology annotation, biological process: defense response to fungus. The transcript is spliced from 2 exons. Bases 1 to 702 code for a protein of 233 amino acids. Gene Ontology annotation, molecular function: ADP binding. NCBI's taxonomy places the organism in Eukaryota, Viridiplantae, Streptophyta, Magnoliopsida, Gentianales, Rubiaceae. The record is from RefSeq and is a predicted model, not a curated record.